This is a messenger RNA of Pleuronectes platessa (European plaice), 2355 nucleotides long. It is a transcript of the gene snx11, whose product is annotated as sorting nexin 11. The record is from RefSeq and is a predicted model, not a curated record. The coding region runs from base 307 to 2124 and encodes 605 amino acids. The transcript has 7 exons. Gene Ontology annotation, biological process: intracellular protein transport. Lineage: Eukaryota; Metazoa; Chordata; Actinopteri; Pleuronectiformes; Pleuronectidae. Gene Ontology annotation, molecular function: phosphatidylinositol binding.
UUGAUCCGUCCACGAGGCCGGUGCCUAAAGGGGAAGAAAGUUAGUUCCACUUCAGUUUACGGUUAUCGCAGCUGUAUCACAGUAUAAAUAGAACUACAAAUAUAGAAGAUAUGAAUAGAUCACUUUCAUCUCAUCAUUUCCAGCGCUUGCAGCUGAAUAUUGGUCCCGAUAGUGAACACGAUGUUUUGAGCGAUCUUUGUUUUUCGAGCUGAACAGUUUUCAGAAUGUUAAACUUCAGAGGAACCCUGAAGAGUCUUCACUCGCUUCAGGAAGUGAAGACAAACUUCUGUUGAAGAACUCGGUAAGAUGAACCGGAAUCAAGAUGAUGAGUUUGUUGCAGUGCGGGUCCAAGAUCCCCGCAUUCAAAAUGAAGGCUCGUGGAAUUCAUUUGUGGACUAUAAAAUAUUCCUGCAUACCAACAGCAAAGCCUUCACAGCCAAGACGUCCUGUGUGCGUCGGCGCUACAGCGAGUUUGUGUGGCUCCAGAAGAAGAUGCAGAAGAACGCUGGUCUGGUGCCCGUCCCAGAUCUUCCAGGAAAAUCCUUCUUCUCCUUCUGCAACGAGGACUUUCUGGAGCGGAGGAGGAACGGACUUCAGGCCUUUCUGGACAAAGUGGUGAACAUGACCGUGUGCCUGUCGGACAGCCAGCUCCACCUCUUCCUGCAGACCCAGCUGCCGGUGGGUCACAUCCUGGACUGCGUUCAGGGCCACACCCCCUACUCGGUGACCGACGCCAUCCUCACCUACGCCUCGUCCAACUGGGGCUUCGCUCAGGCUCAGGAGGACGAUCCCAGCAAGGAGGCCAGCUUGACCGUUUCUUAUGAGUCCAUGGAGAGUCCAGCUCCUCAUCAGCCGUGUCUCCAAGCUGCAGAGACGUCCAGGCCCGAGCCGCUCUCCAGUGGAGACUCUGACCCUCUGGCAGGUUUACUAGAGCUCCGUGAGAAGGACCAGACAGAGUUACAGCCCGAGGAGGAAUCCCCAAUAACCAUCUGCCAGAGGAGCGACCAUCUAGAGGUCGACUGUGAAGCCACAGAGGCCUCCUUCUACGUGGGGGACGUCCAGGAGGAGAGCCUCAGCCUCGCAGAGCAGACCCAGCAGAUGAGCUGCCAGAUACAGACACCAGUGGAGGUGCACUCGCCCGUGGGGACUGGUUUCCAGAGUGAGGUGGUUUGUGAGCUUGAGGAGGAGGAGGAGGGUGCAGAGGAAGAGGAAGAGGAACGAGGUGUGACUUUAGAAACAGAAGAAAAGACUCUUUGCCUUUCAGAAGUGGACGAGCAGCUGCUCUGUCCCGAGGAGGCUCAUAUAGAAAUCGCCUGUGAGCCAGAACAAUGUAUAGAUCCUGAAGUAAUAUUAGAUUUUAAAGACAAUGACUGUGAGAAUACGAUCAUAGGAAGUAAGGACAGAUCUCAGGAGGAGGUUCUGGAAGUCGUCUGCUCUGAGACGCAGGUUCUAGAAAACCACGUCAGCUCUGAGGUGAACCCGGCCGACAACACGGAGGUUCAAGUCCCUCACGUCCUCUGUGAGGAGGAGUCAAAGAAACCAGACAGUGAAGAAGGUUCUGAAUCUGAGAGCGAAGAGGAGACGACACCUCCGUCAGAAAUCCACCUAGACACUGAGGAUGUGCAGAGCGUCCCAGAGGAGGACAGUCCCAGUGCCGCUCUACAACUGGACCAGGUUGAGCAGGAAGUGGAUUUAGUGGGGACCAAGGACGAGAGCGACGAGGACACGUGCUCGCUGCCGUCCUCCAACGAGAGCAUCGUGAAGGUCAGCGACGAGGAGAGCGUCUGUGACGACAGCGAGGAGUCGCUCCAGAACGUGAACGGCUUCGAGAAGAUGUCCGACCCUCACGCCUCCAGCCCGAGCAUCCUGGACCUGCAGAUGAACGGCUUCCCUGUGGAGAAAGACGAGCUGCUCUACUCGACGCCUCUGGACCUGAACUCCACCGCAGCCGCUGGAGACCUGAGUGGAAGUGGAGACUUCAGCGUCCUGGAGAGCAGCUGCGUUCCCGGAGCAGCCGACGCUCUGUGUGAGGAGGAGGAAACUCUGGAGGACUCAAGAGGUUCAGGUGUAACAGCUGCUGGGACGCCCGCUGUCCCUGAGACGGCCGAGGGACACGUCCUCUAACAGAGACUCAGUCACACACAGAUUAACAGGGUUCAUGGGCGGAGCUGGUCAGAUUGUUGUGUUCACCUCCUGAUCCCUUAGAGCCCAACGAGGAUGCAGGAUAUUUAAGAAACCACUCAGACUCAGACUUUAGGCUCAAGUUGAUUUUAAAAUAGUUUAUUUAAUUUUAAACUUCUCUUCUUUUAAACUCAGGAACACUAAACACGUUUUCUCUUCCCCCCCCCCCCCCCC